AGAAUGUCAAAGGUCAUCCCAAGCCAUGUGGUACGGGUUGGACAGACAAUAUGUGUUUCAUCCGAGGAAGACCGGUGUUUGCAUAAGCAUGGGUGUUUGCCCUCUCAUGCACUGCCCACAAAGUACUUUUAUUACUCAACUGAGGGUUUGGACAGGCAAAGCUCACUUGCCCAAACCAAAGGAUGCUCAUUGCCCAAGACUGAACUCUUUGGCUCUUGCAAACGCAGCACAGAGACCACACCUAUGACGAUAUCUCCAGCGCUGGAAGAUAAAUGUCUGCAAGAGGAACCAUUAGACACAACCAGUGACUCCUGUCCAAUCUCUCCUAGUUUGGAUAUAACCAUAGAGAACCUGAACCGCCUGAUCCUGGAAAUUGAUCCCACUUUUCAGCUUCUCCAGCUGAAGCAAGGCCCAAUCCAGAGUCCCGCACAAGUUCUCCCAUAUGAGCAAAAGGAUGCCCCAGAUUCCUCAGACAUAAAAUACAUUGAAAUGUCUCCCACAAGAUCAAAGUGUACCGAGUCCUUGCAGAAUUCAGCAAGUCCUUCUGGAACUCCACUCUCCGUAUCCCCACCAAACCUUGUCCGACCAUUGCCCUAUAGACAAAGCCCUGGAGAUAACUCCAACCUGAGAGACCAUGCUACUUUUCUAUGCAGCGACAGCCCCAGAGGCCCCCAGCACUUCGUACCCACAGAGAGACAAUCGGCAACAUUCUUCCAAGCAUCUGCGAGCAUCUCCAUUCCGCCGCAGGAUCAGAAGAACUCUGCCACCAGCGAGUCGAAUCCUCUCCUGGCUACCUCACCAGGCUUUGAGAACUUACUGAAGCCCUCGCAGUAUGGGAAGAUACUGCAGCGGUGCAGCGAAGCGUCUGUACUUUCAACUAGUCCCGGGUCGGACACCAGUUACAUUCUGGGAAGCAGCACUCAGUCAGUGCACAGCAAUGAACCUGACACCCCUCAAACCAGGUCAACGGGAAGUCUCUCGUCUGUUGGCUCUCUGAAUGGCUCUUCCAUCAGCGCCCAGGGAUCGGAGGCCUUCAGCUCCGCUGUCCCUUCCUCCCCAAAAGUGAAUUCACUGCUACUGCCAACAUUCCAGAAGGGGCAGGUCUCGCCUGGCCCUCUUUCUCCCUUCGCAAACUCCACAUUCCCCGUCCCCAUUUUGCUCGUCAACGGUUGUCUGGAACACAGGGAGACGUCUGCAAAACCUUCCAAGCUUCACCAGGGUUCUUUCAAACAGAAGAUACCCCUGCCAAGUUCUGGCACAGUUUCGGGCAUUGGCAGUACCAGCAAGACCUCUUCAGAGAGCUCACUUGCGUCUUUGUCAUCUGGGGAGAGCUGUCCCAGAGAUGUCCAGACAACCAUGAAAUUUGUGCUGGACACCUCCAAGUACUGGUUCAAACCAAGCAUCACGCGGGACCAAGCUGUUCAGCUGCUGAUGGACGAACGCCCUGGUACUUUCAUCAUGCGGGAUAGCACUUCCUUCCGCGGUUCCUUUGGCUUGGCCAUGAAAGUCUUCAGCAGCAAAACAGGCAAGGAUCAUGGUCCUGAUUCCAUCAGACACUUCCUCAUUGAGUCUUCCACCAGAGGAGUUCACCUUAAAGGGGCUGACGAAGAACCCUAUUUUGGAAGUCUCUCUGCAUUUGUCUAUCAACACACCAUCAUGCGUUUAGCAUUACCCUGCAAACUGGUGAUCCCUAGCCAAGAUUUCAUUGUCGUAGAGGAAAAUCCUGCCAUGGGCUCAGAAGCCGCUCUUCCCCUUCCAAAGAAAGCAGCCGCCUGCAAUCUCUUGUACCUGCGCUCUGCGACCAUGGAGACUCUCACCGGCAAAGCAGCAGUUCAGAAAGCCGUGUCUUCCACUUUUGAACUGGAGACUCUGCCCACGCCCACCGUCGUCCAUUUCAAAGUCACAGAGCAAGGAAUUACUUUGACAGACAUCCAGAGAAAGGUUUUUUUCAGACGGCACUACCCAUUGGCUACUAUCAGCUUUUGUGACCUGGAUCCAGAAAACCGGAAGUGGCAAAAAUUUUCCAGGGCUUCAAGGAUCUUCGGUGUCGUUGCCAAGAGCCCCGCCGACUCCGAGAACAUUUGCCACGUCUUUGCGGAGUAUGACCCAGUGCAUCCGGCUUCUCACAUUGUUGACUUUGUGAAGAGACUUCUACCUGGUGCUUAA
This is a messenger RNA of Euleptes europaea (tarantolino), 2166 nucleotides long. RefSeq names its product tensin 4 (gene TNS4). The transcript has 12 exons. Gene Ontology annotation, molecular function: protein binding. Lineage: Eukaryota; Metazoa; Chordata; Lepidosauria; Squamata; Sphaerodactylidae. The record is from RefSeq and is a predicted model, not a curated record. Bases 4 to 2166 code for a protein of 720 amino acids.